Cladophialophora bantiana CBS 173.52 is the source of this 1659-nucleotide messenger RNA. RefSeq lists its product as uncharacterized. The transcript is spliced from 8 exons. The record is from RefSeq and is a predicted model, not a curated record. Gene Ontology annotation, biological process: transmembrane transport. Gene Ontology annotation, cellular component: membrane. NCBI's taxonomy places the organism in Eukaryota, Fungi, Ascomycota, Eurotiomycetes, Chaetothyriales, Herpotrichiellaceae. Gene Ontology annotation, molecular function: transmembrane transporter activity. Bases 1 to 1659 code for a protein of 552 amino acids.
AUGUUUGGCUGGCAAGCUGCGAAGGUCGCUGUCGAGGCUGAAGGUAUCUACAUUGGAGGAUGGGGUCUGCAAAACGUUUUCUGGCCGAAGCGUAUGGAUGGUCACCACGCAAGUAGUCAGGAUAGAAUCGAGCAUGUCGUAGCUAUCCAGGAUUGGGACGCAGACGAAGAGCGUAAGCUUGUGAGGAAACUUGACGCACGAGUUCUGUUCCCUUGUUGCAUUAUAUACUUCCUGGCAUAUCUUGAUCGAGCGAAUAUGGGGUUUGUGAACGUGCUCCAAGCUGGUAAACCUAGCAGCUUCGAGGAGACCUUACAUCUCAAAGGGGCAGACUUCAAUUGGGCUGUAUCCGUCACUUACUUCAUGGUCACCGUCCUCUUGAUUCCAUCGAAUCUCCUAAUGAAGAAGUUCUCUGGGAAAUUUUACUUUCCAGUGAUCAUGAUUCUCUGGGGCACAAUUGUCAUGUGCAUCGGCGCAGUUCAUAGCAAAGCCGGCUUGCUUGCUGCGCGCUUCUUCCUUGGGGUGCCUGAGUCUGGCGUUGUACCAGCCUGCAUCAUGUACUUUUCUUUCUGGUACAAGCCACAUGAACGAGCAUGGCGGAUUGGUAUCUUCCAUGCCGCAAACUCCCUUGCAUCUGGCGUCGGAGGCUUCCUAGCUGUCGCGAUCGACCAUCUUAAUGGAAGAGCCGGACUAGAAAGUUGGCGUUGGCUAUUCAUCAUCGAAGGAGCAAUGCCAAUCGUUUGCGCAGUGCCCGUUCACUUCCUCCUGCUUACUUUCCCCGAAGACUCGAAGGCAUUGACGGAGAGAGAACGUUACAUUGCCAUCAAUCGUUUCGGCCGAGGUGCCACCCGAAAGACAGACGUAACAUGGGACUGGCCAGCAUUUUUCAAUGUCAUGUCUCGCCCAUCAACAUACGUUUUCUUCGUGUCGUACCUAUGUUUACUCAUCGUUGCUGUCGCACUUGGGACCUUCUUACCAACCAUCUUGAAAGUCUUUGCCAAAUUUAGCAGUACUAAAGCCAACGAAUACAGCUCAUCGGUCUAUUUCGUGGCGAUUGUCGUGUAUGCCUUCUGGAGUUGGCACUCUGACUGGACGCGGGAGAGAAUUUGGCAUUAUAUUAUUCCGGCAGCCAUGGCUAUUCCGUGCUUCGCGAUCUGGACCCACGUGGCAACACAAAAGAGCUUUGGCAACAUAACACCAAUCCAACUUUAUGGGUUGGCGUACCUCGGAAAUAUGGUCUCAAUUGCGCAGCCAGCAGCUCUAGCGUACCGAACGUCAACACUGUACGGAGCGUCUGAGCAAGCUAUCGGGGGAGCUACCGCCAUAGCUUCGCUAUCGAUUGCAAGUAUCAUCGGACCUCAGAUUUUCCCGAGCACAGACGCUCCUUGGUACUUGCCGGGCUUUGCUGCUGCGUCCUCCACCAUUGCAUUCACCAUCAUCAGCUUUGCAAGCUUACCGUUGUGGCUGAUGUGGGAGGCAAAAAGACGUAAAGCAAAGACUGGGCAUGCCAUGCCUCUACGAGCUAUGGAAGACGCAGAACAUAGCACCAUUUCGGCCGCCAACCUCGCCCGUCUUUAUGAACAAAAGGCAUUGGAGGAAAAGCGAGUGCUGGAUCUGGAAAAGCCUCGCCAUAUUGAAGAGAUCGCAGAUACAAAGAGUUGA